Messenger RNA from Conger conger (European conger), 4607 nucleotides. Its product is annotated as partitioning defective 6 homolog gamma-like. Gene Ontology annotation, cellular component: nucleus; apical plasma membrane; cell cortex. The record is from RefSeq and is a predicted model, not a curated record. The transcript has 3 exons. Gene Ontology annotation, molecular function: protein kinase C binding. Gene Ontology annotation, biological process: establishment or maintenance of cell polarity; regulation of cellular localization; centrosome cycle. Lineage: Eukaryota; Metazoa; Chordata; Actinopteri; Anguilliformes; Congridae. Bases 166 to 1410 code for a protein of 414 amino acids.
GCUAGUAGACAGCUCUUCAGUUUUUGCUUAAAGCAAAGUGGAGCUCACUGCAGCAGACUGGAGUGCAUUCAUCCAAGGAAUACCGCUAACUAACUCCGUAGAAACGGAGAAAUAUUUUCGGGACGAAUCAUAAAGUUCCUGUCUUUCUGGAGCGUCGGAGGAAAAAUGAAUCGGAGUUUUAGUAAAACACAGCCACUGCGGUACUUCAAUUGUACUGCUGUCGAAGUUAAGAGCAAGUUUGGGGCAGAAUUCCGGCGGUUUUCCAUGGACCGAUCCAAACCCGGGAAGUUUCAGGAGUUUUACACUCUUGUCCUGACCUUGCACCAGCUCACCAACCUGGAAGUGAUGAUUGGCUAUGCAGAUGUCCACGGCGACCUGCUUCCUAUUAAUAAUGAUGAUAAUUUCUGCAAGGCUGUGACCAGUGCCCAUCCUCUGCUCAGAGUCUUCAUACAGAGACAAGAAGAAGUGGACUACAGUGACUUUGGUGGCAGCACCCUGGCACGGCGGAAGAAGGCGGGGGGGAUGCUGCGUAACGAUGUGGGCCGCAGGCUGCCGCAGAUCCGCAUCGGCGUGCCCCAGGACUUCCGGCCCGUGUCCUCCAUCAUCGACGUGGACAUCCUGCCCAAGUCCCACCGCCGCGUGCGUCUGUACCGCCACGGCUCAGACAAGCCCCUGGGCUUCUACAUCCGGGACGGGACCAGCGUAAGGGUCACGCCCCAGGGCCUGGAGAAGGUUCCGGGCAUCUUCAUCUCGCGCAUGGUGCCCGGCGGGCUGGCGGACAGCACGGGGCUGCUGGCCGUCAAUGACGAGGUUCUGGAGGUCAACGGCAUCGAAGUCAUGGGGAAAACGUUGGACCAGGUGACGGAUAUGAUGAUCGCCAACAGCCACAACCUGAUCAUCACUGUUAAGCCGGUCAACCAGCGGAACAACGUUAUGCGAGGCAGUCGCAUGUCUGGAAGUUCCGGCCGGUCUACGGACAGCAGUGGCUCUGCUGGUCACCUGGGCCACGCCAGACUGGCUGCGGAUGAGCUGGAGAGUGACGAGGACUCCGACAUCGUUAUCGAAAGGAGCCUCAAACGACCCUCCCGACGCUCCAACGCGUCCACCGUCUCCAACGCCUCCCGCGGGCGGACGCACACCCCGCCCGGCUCCCUCCGCCGCCCGGCCUCAGCCGUCAUCAGCAGCCAGUCACACCCCACCCACCACUCCCAGCCCAGCCUCAACGGGACAGCCAAUGGCAGCCUGAGCUUUAAGUCCCACAGAGACCCUGCUUACAGAAGCAGUCCUGCCCUGAGAGAGAGCAACAGUAGCCUGCACCAGAUCCUGCACACCCUGCGGACAGACCCGCGACACAGUCUGGCACUGCCCAGCGGAGGGGUAGAGGAGGAUGGCACUGUCAUCACGCUCUAGAGCACCCCCCGAACACUCUCAUGACUGACAAACAUCAGCACUUUUAUAAAUAUCAAAAACACUUUUACAAACUGAGGCCAAUACAGGCUUCUUGUGUGUAUAAAUAUUUUUAUGUACCAUGAAUUACCUUUCUUAAAUAAGUGGAUGUAGUAUUUUUAGCAGCAGUAUAUGCAUCUAGUAUGCAUCAUUUAAGUGCAUUGUAAUGUGAAAGGAAUUUUCACUCAUGUAAAGGGGACCAACAGUCAGGGCCUGUUAUCAUUUGUCAAAAGAUCGGUCAUUACUCUUGGUGGUUGCCUUUAUUAGGGCAUUUAAACAUAGCCUUGAUAGUUAUGUAUUCAUAUUUCAUAUAAAUGUUUUUAGUACAAUGAGUAGUAGUCAGUGUUCCAGUGUUGUCAAAUACACUGGGAUGAAUUAAUUCAUAUUAUGUUAUGCGGUACAGUACAGAAACAAAGUUCAGUUCAGAGACACUGUUCAAAACUUAAAGAUUAAUCUUUCUUAAUUAUGAAACAUACAGGAGCUCUGCUUUUAGGUCAUGCUUGUUUUUCAAGCAAACAGAAAGGUUAGCUGUGUUCUUAGUGUUAUGUGGAAAGGGGGCCUCUUUACCACAUGUUAGUUACCUCCAGUGUAUACCUUUAUGCUUCCUUGGCUAUGAAUUUACCUGGGACCUAAUGAGAUUCAUGUGAAAUACAGUCAACUCCAGAAUUAUUGGCACCCUUGAUGAAUAUGCACAAAAAAUACUGUUAACUUAACUAAAAAAUAAUACCGCUGUUGACAUAAACAUUUCCUGAUUUUCUUCUGAAUUUCCUGGUACUGCUGAAUUUAUUAUGCCAUUGAUCUUAAAUUGUGCCCCUGGACCACUGGCAACAAAACAUCCCCAAAUAAUCAAUGACCCACCUCCAUAAUUGACAGUGGGUAUGAGGUGCUUCUCUUUGUAUGCAUUCCUCUUUUGCCGCCAAACACGUUGAUGGUUUGUACGGCCAAAAAGUGCAUCUUUCCAUAGCACUCUCUCGAGUCAUAAUUCCAAUGACGCUUGGCAAAGUCCAGAUGCUUGGUUUUGUUUAUUGUGCUCAGCUGUUUGUGUUAUUUCUGGCACCUUAACAAAGAGUUUGCUGUGUGGAGCUGGAAUUGUAUUAUUAUUUUUGAGACUUGGUGAUCCUUGGGUUUCUAUGGUCUGACAAAAAUGAUUUUAUGGAUGACAAAAGGAUUUUGCAUGCUUUUCAUACUCGAUUGAAACAGAAAGUGAUGGAAUGGCACCAUAUAGUUCAUUUAGACUGAAAUUAGCUAAAUUAGUAUCAUUGCCAAUUAACCUUUUUUUGCAAUAAUUCUAUUUACAAUAAUUGUUUUAGGUUUAAAAAAAAAAAAGAUUAUUAAUGAAAACAUUGAAACAUGAGAGUAAAUGGAUUGAAAUAAAAGUAUAUAGUUUUCCCAUAUAUUUGAAUAUGCUAUAGCUAUGGAUUAUAUGUUUAUGAUAUGCAGCCAUUUUCCUUCAUUUUUAUCAAGUAAUUCUGGAGCUGACUGCAUGUCCCUGUUGUAAGUGUCCCCUGACUACAAGUGAAUCUACAAUCUGAAUACAGUACUACACAUUGGCAUUGCUUACUGAGAUAAUGUCACUUUGUUAUGUUGAUGUUGUUAUUGCUGUCGUGUUUAAUGAACAUGAUUUGACUCAAACAAAGGAAAAACUUUAUUUCCGAAUUUGAGAUAAAUAUAGGAAAGUGUUCUUUUAAAAGUUGUUAAUUCACAGCAAGAUGGCAAUGUAUAUGUUCAAUGUUCACUAACCAUAAACCCGAGAUCUAUUGCAUAGUGGGGAUAGUUGUCUUAAAUGAUGUACAGAAGGCCUUACAGUGUUUGGUGUUUGGUGUCUGUAUUUUAAAGUGGUGAUUUCAGGAGAUAUAAUGCAGAGAAAUGUCCUUUAAGAAUUUAUCAUGAGAGCAAGUAAAAAUGUUCUGGUUUCAGCACUCAGUAUUUUUGUACAGUACAGAUAUUUGUUAAUGACUCCUGUUUUAUUUGUAAAUGCUUGGAAUUGAUUCUAUGUCUGCCCAUGACUUUUUUAGGGUCGAUUCCAUGGGUCAAAAUGUAACGUUCGAUGGUCAAAAGCAACUGUUCGUUUCAGAUUACACAAUGGCGCAUCCUCAUGGACAGACAUGUCAGAGAGUACCACCUGCUGGUAGGAGGGAAUACUAUUUUGCUUCGGCUCCACAUUACCUCCCCGUGGCAAAAUAUUACAUCUUUUUAUUUAUCAUCGAAGAAUUUUCCUGGAAAUUAUUUUGUGUGUCUCCAUUCUCCAUUGUUUUCCAUUGUACCUUGUGUUUGUUUUAUUCAGAAAGAAGUUGAUAUAUUUCUCACCUGUGCCAUCUUCAAAAACAAAAAACACUGGCACCAGCAUGGAAUGUCAGUCGGGAGUCCUGCCUUGAGGAAAGUUACAGUAUCAAUCUUGCAUUUCAUUAAAUAAAGUAAAAAGUGAGACAGCCAAAGCCUACAGAAGAACUGUGGCAAGUUGUCCUAAAUGGUUGGAUGGUCGAUUUCCGAUUUUCUUAUAAAACUGCAGGACAGUGUACCUAAGAGAAUUGAUGCAGUUUUAAAGGCGAAGCGCCGGUUAUACAAAAUAUUGAUUUAAAGUAUUUACUGCUAUAGUAAAUUUAGAUAUUUGGAACCUUUCGUUUUAUAUUUUAGCUACUGUAUAGUUGUUUUUGUUUUUUUACAGGUGCCAAAGACUUUUGCACAGUAGGCUAUUGUACAUGUGUGAUGCACGUGUGAGCCUUUUACAGUGAACCUUAAGACACAAAUGUAAAUAUUUACACACAUCCACUCAUCCUUUGUUCAAGUAACUUUUUUUUUCAUCUCUUUCAUUACUAUUUUUUCUAGAUUUUUCCAAAACUGAUUGGAGCACACAAUUGGUAAAAAGCCAAAGCCAUACACAUAAUUAAGUGUUACCCCCAUUGCCCCCCUUCCCGGUUAAUUGUUCAUGAAUGUCACUUUCUUACUUCGCAUUCACAUUAUUUUGUUUCACUUAACCAUAAAUGUUUCCUCUGCUUUUGUAGACAAGAUGGAGUAAUCAGUCACUGUCGGAGAUGAGAUAAACCUUUGGUCAAUUGUGAUUGUUUACUGAAAAUAAUGUACAUAAUUCCAUGCCACUGUUUAUUGAAUGUAUUUUGAAUAUUUUGUAAAGAGGAGUUUUAAUAAAGACACUUAAGAUUAGA